Messenger RNA from Nyctereutes procyonoides (raccoon dog), 965 nucleotides. RefSeq names its product CDGSH iron sulfur domain 3 (gene CISD3). Gene Ontology annotation, cellular component: intracellular membrane-bounded organelle. Lineage: Eukaryota; Metazoa; Chordata; Mammalia; Carnivora; Canidae. Gene Ontology annotation, molecular function: 2 iron, 2 sulfur cluster binding. The coding region runs from base 1 to 741 and encodes 246 amino acids. The record is from RefSeq and is a predicted model, not a curated record. The transcript has 4 exons.
AUGAAGACUCCGAUACCGGUGCCACCCACAAGGAGGGGCCAGGCGGGAAUCCGUUCACAACGCGAGCCCCCGGGCGAGGACGUGGAGCCGCCGGCUCCCGGGAGGUCCCCGCCCACGCGGGGCGGCGAGGCUACGGGAGCAGCGGCCGGGACGCCCCCGCGCAGCCCUCCCCCUCCCCUCCCCCCCCCCCCCCGGGGCCGGCCGACCGCGCAGGCCACGGCCCCCACCGCGCGGAGCCCCGGGGCGUCUUCCGGGCCGCGGCAGGCUGGGCCGGCCCGUUGGGCGGGAGCGGGAGGUGACCCGGGCGCGGGGCGGAGCCGGCGGGGCGCGGCGGCGGAGCCCGGCAUGAGUGGCGUGGGGGCGUCCGUGCGGCCUGCGGCCUGGUCAUGCCUGCGUACCUUUCAGAGGCUGAGCCAGAGGCGCGACCUCUCCUCCUGGCUGAGCCGAUGGUUCCCUAAAACCCCAGCCAAGUCUGUGGUGGCCCUGAAAGCGCCCAUCAAGGUGGAGUUGGUAGCUGGGAAAACCUACAGAUGGUGUGUGUGUGGGCGCAGCAAGAAGCAGCCCUUCUGUGAUGGCUCCCACUUCUUCCAACGCACUGGCCUCUCCCCACUCAAGUUCAAGGCCCAGGAGACCCGAGUAAUGGCCCUCUGUACCUGCAAGGCCACCCAGAAGCCUCCGUACUGCGAUGGUACCCACAGGAGUGAGCGGGUGCAGAAGGCAGAACUGGGCUCCCCGCUCUGAGAGGCUGGCUCCUGCCCAGCCCCAGGCCUCUGACAGGUACCCCAUUUGUGGGGAAGGAGAUGGGAGUGCUGAGCCCAAGAAGGGACCACCCAGGGAUCCCAGUACACACUGCUGGCUUGUGAAGGGCUUGCUCCCAAUACCUGAGGAGUCUCGGGCAGCCAGGAACAUGCCCCCAGUUUCAUUGCCUGUCAGUGAAGAUGGCAUUAAACACUAUGCCCACCCCA